Molecule: messenger RNA, 1145 nt
Organism: Erythranthe guttata (spotted monkey flower)
Lineage: Eukaryota; Viridiplantae; Streptophyta; Magnoliopsida; Lamiales; Phrymaceae
Gene: LOG8
Product: Putative lysine decarboxylase family protein
Biological process (GO): cytokinin biosynthetic process
Cellular component (GO): nucleus; cytosol
Molecular function (GO): hydrolase activity, hydrolyzing N-glycosyl compounds
Source: RefSeq, a predicted model, not a curated record
CACACACACACACAAAUCUUUAAUCAAAAAUUGGAAGCCGACAAUUGGAGUAUGUGGGCUGCUAAUGUUUUGCAGAAACACACACACACACACACACACUAAAUUCCUUCUGAUUUGCGCAGUUGAUUUAUUAAUUUAAAUCAAGAAAUAUUCAGAUUACCUGUGUUUUUCUAUUUCAUCUCUUUUCACAUAUGGGUUUAUACAGUUGAUAAUAUAUAUUAUAUUUUUCACAUUUACUUCCAUUCAUACAGGUGAAAAAGAUUGUAUUUUUAUUCUUCUUUUGGGUAAAUAAGAAAAAAAUUGAGGCAAAAUGGAGAGCAAUUCGAGGAGGGUUAGCAAAUUCAAGAAAAUCUGUGUAUUCUGUGGAAGCCACCCUGGCCACAGAAAAGUCUUCAGCGAUGCUGCUAUUCAUUUGGGAAAUGAACUGGUGAAUAGGACGAUAGACUUAGUUUAUGGAGGUGGAAGUGUUGGGCUAAUGGGAUUAAUUUCCCAGAGAGUUUAUGAUGGUGGUUGCCAUGUUCUUGGAGUAAUUCCCAAAGCUCUUGUUCCCAUUGAGAUAUCGGGUGAACCCGUUGGAGAAGUGAAGGUCGUUUCUGAUAUGCAUGAGCGUAAAGCUGAAAUGGCUCGUGUGGCUGAGGCGUUUAUUGCACUUCCUGGAGGAUAUGGAACUAUGGAAGAGUUGUUGGAGAUGAUAACUUGGGCGCAAUUAGGAAUCCACAAAAAACCGGUUGGUUUGCUCAAUAUCGACGGGUAUUACGACUCUUUGCUCACAUUAUUCGAUAAGGGUGUCGAAGAAGGCUUCAUAAAGCCAAGUGCUAGGCACAUUGUUCUUUCAGCUCCUACUGCGAACGAGCUUUUAACCAAAAUGGAGGAAUACGCGCCGUUUGAUGAUAAUGUAGCCCCGCACGAAAGCUGGCAGAUGGAGCAACUAGGUACUUAUCCAACCGAACGAAAGACAUGAUGGGAUUUUUUUUUUUUUUUGAAUUUUUUAUUUCGUGGUAGGCCGUUUCAUCAGAUAGAUUAUUCGAUGCGAUUAAUUCCGAUUGCUAAGUGUGUUGAUUGAGGCUGUUACAUUGUGAUUUUGAAUUCUUCUUUUGCAUGACUACACCACUAUUUUCGAGUGAUUACAUACAGUUUGUCGAUUU